This is a messenger RNA of Phoenix dactylifera (date palm), 1209 nucleotides long. NCBI's taxonomy places the organism in Eukaryota, Viridiplantae, Streptophyta, Magnoliopsida, Arecales, Arecaceae. The record is from RefSeq and is a predicted model, not a curated record.
AUGGGUCACCUCAAGAACCCAGCCCACAACCCCCGAUAUCCGCCACCCCCGCAGCCGCCGCCGCCUCCCCAGGUUCUACGAUCUCCGCCACCCCUACAGCCGCCGUUGCCGCCUCACCGGGCCCUCCAGGUUGUCGUGGGUCACCUCAAGAACCCAGGCCCCGACCCCCGAUCUCUGCCACCCCCGCCUUCGCCGCCUCCCCGGACCCUCCAGCUCGUCCUCGACCACCUCAAGAAACCCAGCCCACAACCCCCGAUAUCCGCCGCCACCACCGCAGCCGCCGCCGCCUCCCCGGGCGCUCCAGGCCUCCAGCCACCUCGGAAUCCCAUCCCGCAAACCCCGACAGCCUUUUCAGACCCGGUGACUCUCUUGAUCAAGGAUUGGGCGGACUGCCGUGCACUGUUUUCGCCUGGGGGUGCUAAGAUCGUCGCCAUCAUCUCAAAGAAUUUUUCUCAACGCGAUCUCCCUCUCUUAGAGGACUUGAUGAAGGAGGAGUUGGCCAGGCCGCCGGAACUCCAGGGUUUUGUGGUCGCCAACCCUGAAAUCAUUCCUGAGCUACGGACGAAAAGGGCGAGGCCUCUCGCGAUGCUCCGGGAGGACCCUAAAGGUCUUCAUCGGCCACCUCAUCAGCCCAGCCCCCAACCCCGGAUCUCCGUCGUCCCUGCAGCCGCCGCCACCCCAGACACUCCAAUCCUCCAGCCACAUCCGGAUCUCAUGCCGCUAUCGCCGCCAACCCCUUCAGACCCGCCGCCAACCGCUUCGGACCCGCCGCCAACCCCUCCGCACCCGCCGCCUUUCUUGAUCAAGGAUCACGUGUACUUCCGUGCUCUGACUUCGGCCGGGUCUGCCAGGAUCGUCGCCGUCAUCUCACCCCAGUUUCCCCUCGACCAGCUCCCUGUCUUAGAGGCGACGAUCGCGACGGAGUCGAACAAGCCGCAGGAAUCCCAGAGUUUCGUGGUCCGCAACCCUGAAAUCCUUUCUGAGCUACGGAAGCGAAGGGAACUCCUCCUUACGACCGCGUGGGAGCUCGACAGCAAGAUCACAGAGUGCAAUAAGCUCGUCUGUCAAAUGAAUGAGAUAAAGGGCAACAUCCAGUCCGUAGAUGGUCUCUCUCUCGCUGGCAUCGAUCGCCAGAUCGAAAUCGUGGCCGGCUUCAUCGGGUCCCUUCGUCGGGCGCGCCUGGACUUGCAGCGUAAGCACCGGAUCUAG